Funneliformis geosporum is the source of this 2265-nucleotide messenger RNA. NCBI's taxonomy places the organism in Eukaryota, Fungi, Glomeromycota, Glomeromycetes, Glomerales, Glomeraceae. The record is from the annotation of a GenBank genome assembly.
AUGACCACCUAUGAAACUAAUAAUGGUGCCAUGACUGAACAAGUUUAUCAAAAUAAUAAUAAUAAUGUUUCUGAUGAUGAUGAAAUGGAUAAUUCCUCUGAAACUUCAAAAGGUUAUACCUCUUCAAAUUCUUCCUUUGUUGAAGAAUCAAAAAAGAAUGAUUUGAUCGCUGUUGAAGAUAAUAAAGAAGAAAAAAAAACUAAACGGAGCAAGCGUAAUAGCUUUAAGCGUAUGUUCAAUAGUAAGAAAGAUGAUAAGGAUGAUAAGGAUAAAGAUAAACCUCAAUCUGAAGGUUUGGUUCGUUCUUUAUCGGCGAUGGGAAUAUUUGGUAAAGAUAAUAAACGAAGUGAUAGCGAAAAGAGCGAAAAAUUCUUGCGUCCAACUUCUCGCACGUCAUCAAAUAGUGAUAAGACAAAGAAUAGACGCAGCUUCAUCUUCUUCUCUGAUAAUGAAGAUGACAAUAAUAAACUUGAUUUGGAUGUCAAUAUUAAGAAGGGUAGAAAAUCUAGACAAAACAGUACCUCUGACGUGGAAAAAGAAAAGACCUCAAAAAAGGAGAAUCGUCUCAGUCUUAACAUUGGUAAAAUGUUGGGUUUAGACGGGAAUAAGUCUUCUCAUAAACCAACUAUAUGGGAUGAUACUUUCCUUGAACCUGGUGAAACCGUUGGGACUCCAAAAAGUCCAACGAGAAAUUAUUUUCAAGGUGGUUCUACAAAUUCCUUUAAAAAUAAACAACUCUCCAAUAUUAUGGAUGGAUCUUAUGUUGAAUCUCCUGUUAGCUCUCCUCGUGAUAUUCUAUCCACGGUUGUUGGUACCGAUAACGUUAAUAUCCCUAACCCUAUCAGUAAACUUGAAGACAUCCCGUCAAAAAAGAAAAACACCAAUUCUGAGGUGACUUCCGACGAAUCUCCAUCUCCGAAUGAUGAUUUCAGAUCAACCAAUUCUUCUUCAUCUACUGUACCCAGUUCCGUUAACGAUCAGGAGGAUUAUAAAGAGGUUUCUUCUAACAACAAUAUCAGUUUCAAUCAACGAAGAACCGAAUUCAAUGGAGAAAAUGUAUCUUAUUAUCACCCUCCCAUCUCUGAAGAAAAUGAAGAAAUCGAAAGUGAACAAAAUUCUCCUACCACUCCAAAAACUCCUAGACUCAUUGUCACUCGUUCCGAACAACACGAAUCUGAAUUCAUUGAAAUCUUUAAUGAUUCCAAUAAUCAAAAACAAGUUUCAUUUGAGGAUGUACAACGAGAAGUGCAGAAACCACAACAAGAACAUCAUUCUCUUGUCGAUUCGACCGUUGGAUCGAAAUCAGAUUCCGAUAGAUUGACCCGUAUUAAUGAGAUUAAAAAUUCAAUGAAUGUUAAACCUCUUGUUAUUUCAUCCAUUAAUGAAAUUCAUAAUACAACGCACGUUAAACAUAUCACCCCCGAUGUUCAAGAACGAGAAAGGGACAUCGAUAGCACAACCGUAAAAAUUGUUGAAAGACAAAAUCAGGAUAACGCAACUAUCACUAGCACUGUUACCGCGCAAGUUGGUGAUAAAGAUCAGGUCGAAAAGAAAUCAUCAAAUAGAAAACCAUUUUCGCUUUCAACUCUAAAUCCAUUUCAAGAUAAAUCUAUCAAAGAAAACAAUUCACACAAUUCCCUUGACGAACGAGUUAUGAAAAAGUUGCAAGAACUUGAAGAGAUGAAUAGAUCGCUUACUAAUACCAAAUCAAACCUUGAGACUAGAGUCGCAGAACAAAGUAGUCAAAUUAGCAAAUUAAACUCGAUGGAACAAAUUAUGCAACAGCAAAUGAAUGUUUCUCAACUUAUGUCAGAAACCAUGCAACGUUUAGAAUCAAAAGUAAAUCAACCAAAAGAAGAAUUGGAUAGUACAUAUGUUGGAAAAAUAUUUGAGGAUACUAUUAAACGUUUAGAAAAUAAAAUCGAUCAACAAAACGAAGAGUUAAAUUAUCUAAAAUCAAUCGUGGGACAGUUGGCUGGUGGGAAUCCACAAUUGUAUUUAACACAAAGCAGGGAGAUUGCCCAAUUAAGGAUAAGUCACGAAGAUCAAAAUCUAAUUGUAGCACAACACGAUGGAGAGGAGAAUCAAUCGAGACGAGAAGCAUAUACGAAACACACCCUUGUAAAUACAUUGGUGGUUAAUCCAUUAUACAACACUAUUACCGUAUCUGCUAGUAUCGCUACUUCUGUCUUGUAUGCAGUUUACGUAAGACCUGUUGUGGGUCUCGUCAAGGUUGUUAGAAACGGGACCGCGGGAUUUCAUUGA